UAGUAUACAUCGAACAAUAGUAAAAUGAAGGUUAUAACAAUUGCGUUAUUCGUGGCUCUCUGCGCCGUGGUCGCGGCCAGGCCGAAUGGCUUUGGCUGGGGACGUAAUCACGGCGGCUGGGGGGCAAACAUCCAUCGUGAUGAUCAAUGGCAUGACAGAGUAGGCAAUUUGGAACAUGGUCGCUGGAAUAAGCAUGAAGAUAGAUGGCAGGGAAGGUUUGGCCGCUGGCACAGAGAUGAGAGUGGUUGGCAUAGGGACGACCGCUGGAGACAUCCGAAUUUCCAUGGAAUGCGUCCUGAACAACCUACAGCAUUGCCAAGCUCCACAGCAGCUCCCGUGGAGACUACCCAGGCUUCCGAAUCAACUCAGGUCCCUGAACAGCCAAUUGAAAGUAGCCAAGCACCCGAGGUGACAACUGAGGCACCCGAAGAGCCGACAGAAACUACUCAAGUCCCCGAAGGACCGACAGACACUACUCAAUCAUCGGAAGAGCCUGAAGAGUCUACUAAAGUUACAGAGGAGCCGACUGAAACUACGCAAGCCACCGUAGAGCCAGAGGAAUCAACGAUCGAAGGUUCGGGAGAACCUGUUGAGACAACGACAGAAGCAGAGGAGGGCAGCGGGUCGGCGAGGUCCUAAGCUCGCCCUGGCUACUAGAAUAU
Drosophila arizonae is the source of this 662-nucleotide messenger RNA. RefSeq lists its product as uncharacterized. The record is from RefSeq and is a predicted model, not a curated record. Lineage: Eukaryota; Metazoa; Arthropoda; Insecta; Diptera; Drosophilidae.